AUUUGUUUAGCCCAUGUGUUCAAAGCCAUUGAGGAUGUGCACUGCCGCUGAAUGAAUGAUGGGAAGUUCUUUUUUUUUUUUUCACAAACUUCUUUGGCAAUUGUCAGUAGGGAGGUGUGGCAAUCAAGCUGCAGCUGUCUAUGUCUUUACUGACAGAGAGGAUUAACAACCUCAGUUUGGUUACAGAGCUAAUGACAGUUACUGCUGCUGAAGACUAACUGAACACACACUCAGCAACUAAAGGUUAUAAAAAAAUGUCUGCUUUAUUGUUGCUUCUUCCUAUGGUUGUAUGUUUGUGGCGAAUACCAGGUGUUGGUGCUAGCGAUAUCAAUUCUGCAUGUGGACACUGUAAUAAAGAAGCGUGCAGCCCCGUAACUUGUGCAGUCCCCGAGUUGGUCACCAAGGACGAAUGCAACUGUUGUGAGAUAUGCCUCAGCAUCGAAGGAGAAGAGUGCGGAGGACGAGAUGAGUUACGUGCCCGUUGUGCUCCGGGUAUGGUCUGCGUGAGCAGGUCCAGCACUGGCAGUGGGUCAUCUUCAUUUCGUGAGGGUACAGGGGUCUGCUUGUGCGAAGAAGAUGGUGCUGUGUGUGGCUCAGAUGGGAAGACACACUCCAGCGUAUGCAUCCUGCGUUUACACAGCUUGAAGUCUCAGCACUCUGGCCUGAAUUCCAUUCAUAAGGUGCAUGACGGAGAAUGCAUGUUUGGUGAGUAUUCAUGAUUUUUAUGGAAAAUCGUAUUUCUGCCAUCUUCCUGUUAAUGCUUAUUUUAGAAAGUAUUUUGAAAUGUUUAUAACUUUUAAAUCUAUUGUUUAAAUGCCUAGGAACUUUCAAACAAAUCCUAAGCCUGACACUUUUCAACAUAAAUAACCUUUGAAUAGCAAUCACAUCACUAAUUGCAGUCAAAUAAGUAUAAUGAUAUUCAACUGCUUUGUUUUCAGGACUUUUAGAUAGACUUGAACACGUUCCAUGUUUUAAAGCAAAUCAGUGCACAAUAUGAAGGAUUAAACAUUGCGGACCAUCAUCUCGAAGAUUAUUGAAUCAAUUUUCUUCUGUCUGUCAAAUUAAAUUUUGUUAUCCUCAUUACUUACUGUUCUGCAUGACUCUAUGGUAUAAUUCAGUUAUACGAAUAACUAGUUUGAUGUUGCCACGUUCUUCAUAUUCUUCCAAUUCUCAAUGAGACUGAUAUAUAAGCCCUUUGAUUCCACACCAAAUACUGAAGUAUUGGUAGAAAGUUUGUGAUUCUUGGAACUUGAUAAACUACAACACCCAUGACCCUCAACAAAUGUGUGAAUGACUGAGUACUGAGGAAUUUUGGUGAUGGUUACUUUGGGAAUCAUAGGUUUCUUGUCUCUUAUCUGACUUUGAGUGUGAAUACAGGGCAAGGUAUUAUAAUAUUGUUCCAGGAAAAUCCCGUUCUCAUAUGUUUGACCAUCUCAAUACAAGGUUUUGUAAUAUGUAAAGUAUUCAGGGCUUUGUUUGAUGUGGCUUUGUUUGAUGUUAUUAAGCCUGUACUACUGUUUUGCCAACUCUCCCAUGUAUCCUAGGACAGUUGCACUUUUUGGCCCCAAAAGCUCCGUUCUGCAAUUGUAUUCAUGGUGGCCACACAACAUGUCCUAUUAUCUGCACCCAGCUCAUAUCAAUAUGGAGAGGGUUGCUAUAUGACUUUAAAUGAGCUGAUUUGUCAGGUCGGUGCCACAAUGCUGAAGUGUCAGAUAGCAUGCUCCCUUGACAGCUUCUGUGCACCUGGAUAGCAGUGGAGCAUUAACUAGAAAAAAGAGCAGACACUGUAAAGGAUUUAGGUGGAUAGGAGGAUUGACUCUGGGGCAGAAGAGGGAUAUAAGUCUGGUCCAUAAGGGAGAAUUGAAACAGGUGAAGGAUGGUUGAGGGAGGUGGAAGAGCUUUGUGUGGGGUAUUUGGUAGGUAACUGUAUUUGGGCUAUUCCAGAGCUGCUUGCCAAUUAAACCUAAUGCAAUGUCUAAUGUCUGUGAGUGUAUCAUAUCCAUCAUUGUAGGAACCUACGAUAUCUUUUCACUAAGAAAAUCUGUGGCACCAGAAGAGCAUACUUCAAACGGUUUUGUACAGACAGAAUAGUUCACUACCAGUGGGAAUGUUGUAGUAGCAUUCUCCGUAGCAGUGGUGCACUGUAAUAUUGUUUGUGUGUAUCAUCUAUGAUGUAAGGUUUUUUUUUUUUUUCUUAUAGCGAAAGACUUAGGAUUUUUAAAGAUAAAGGAAUAUAUAUUUCCCACAGUUUAUUUAAGCAACCCGAUCUCAGUUUUGACUGCUCAUAUAAUUCAUAUAAUAUGCAGGGAUUUUUUUUAAAAGAAAAGUGUAGACAUUAUUAAUCAAAAAUUGUGUUUAAUAUAUUGUUUGUCUCCUUUUUGAAGCAAUAUAGAUAACAUAUUUAAUAUAUUUUUGUUUGUGUUUUUAAAAAAAAAAAAAAAAAACAUUUUAAAUAGAAUCGCAAAUGCACCACCAUUGGGGGGAGGAUUUUCCGCUCUGUUCCAACAAGAUUAUCUAAGAUAGAGAAAGGGUUAAAAUGGACAAAGAGAUGGAUACCAUCCCCCUAUCACCUUCGAUUCCUACACCUAUGCUAGCACAGAAUUAAAAAACAAUAAAACUCACAGUGAUGUGCUGUGUAUUCGCAGAGCUUUGGACAUCACUUUGUUUCCUAGAUGCUAUUCCUCCCAAAAAUAAUCUGGCAGUGCCCCUCUUUUUGUGGAUACUUUGGCUGAAUUGGGAAUGUUAGUGUACACUUGGUGCUAGAGGGCUGCAAACUUAUAAGGAACUCUAUCAGGAGAACAAUAAAAAGUUGAUCACCGAGUGAGGAUCCAUAGACACUUGGACUAUCGUAGCCACACAUGGGGGGGUGUAACUCUGGUACCAUACCUCUAAUGGUGGCAGAGCUCUGGGUGGCCAGGGAUCCUCAUUUAGUGUUAAACUGUUUGAAAGCAGUUUUAAAAAGAAACAUAAACUGAUGAUAGGGGGCACCAGGAACCAUAACCACUUUACUGAUGUGAAAUCAUUAUGGUGACUAGAGUUUGCCUUUAAAAACAUUAAAGAAAGAGCAUCAAAAAAUAUGUCAACAUAAGUAAUGGGUGAUUUUCAAUUUUUAUUCACUGGUGUUAUUUGCGAAAAAGUAACAGUUCCAUUUUAGAUAUACUAAGGCUUAUUGUUUAGUAUAGGGAAAAUAUAAGACUUGCAGGUCAUUAGGGUUACAGUCCUUAAUAUCUCAAUUGUUCAAUGUAUUAAUGGUCACUGAGAGUUCAGAGGUACUUAGAAUUACAGCAGAGGUAAAGUAUAAUUUGCAAAGACCACUGACAGUGACAUCACUGCAGGGGGUCCAGUGGCCGGGGGUAGGCAGGUAAAGGUGAGUUAAAGGAUCACUAUAGGGUCAGGAACACAAACAUGUAUUCCUGACCCUAUAGUGUUAAAGCCACCAUCUAGCCCCCCUGGGACCCUCAUGCCUACAUAAAUAUAGCAACAUCUUACUGUAUUCAAGACAGAAGCUGUAGAAAAAAACAAGCAGUCUGCUGACAUCAUCCGAAGUGGUAGUCUAAUCCAAUCACAGUGCUUCCCCAUAGGAUUGGCUGAGACUGACAAAGAGGCAGAUCCGGGGCAGAGCCAGCAUGAUUCAAACACAGCCCUGGCCAAUCAAUAUCUCCUCAUAGAGAUGAAUUGAAUCAAUGAAUCUCUAUGAGGAGAGUUCGGUGUCUGCAUGCAGAGGGAGGAGAUACUGAAUGUUUGGAUGCAUUUUAGGCAGCCACGACCCAGGAAGGAUCUUUAACAGCUAUCUAAGGUAUGGCCAGUGAAGUUAUCACUAGGCUGUCAUGUAAACACUGCAUUUUCUCUGAAAAGACAGUGUUUACAUCAAAAAGCCUGAAGGUAAUGAUUCUACUCACCAGAACAAAUUCAAUAAGCUGUAGUUGUUCUGGUGACUAUAGUGUCCCUUUAAAUAUAUCCCUUGCAGGCGCCCUCAUCUUCUUCCAGCUGAUGCUCUUAAGCACCAGGAGCCGAUGUCACUGCUGGACUCUUGCGCAGGCACAGGAGUACUGCAUUGAUGUCUAUGAUUCUCCAUAGAUAGUGCCAAUUCCCUGAAACUAUUACUGGUGAUGGCUGGGACACUGACAUUUCUAGAUGGAGUGGGCAAAUUACUGUAAUGUGUAAUAGUAUUCCCUAUUUUGUCACAGUAUAUCUUUUGACUGGGUUGGAAUUUCAAUGAAGUAUUUCAUAAAGAUUGUAUCUAUAAUUUCUAGGUGCAAUAUAGAACAUUGAAAUGUAAGAGAGAUGCUAUUCAUCUUGAAGGUCUAUCACCUACAAUGCCUUGCAAAAUUAUUCACCCCCCUUGGCAUUGUUUGUGUUUUGUUGUCUCACAACCAGGAAUUAACAUGGAUUGUUUGAGGAUUUGCAUCAUUUAAUUUACAGAACAUGCCCACAACUUUGAAGAUUCUUUUAUUUUUUUAUUGUGAAGCAAACAACAAAUAGGGCAAAAUAACAGAAAAAGUCAAUGUGCAUAACUAUUCACCCCCCCUAAAGUCAAUACUUUGUAGAGCCACCUUUUGUCUCUAUGAGCUUACCACAUCUUACCUCUGGGAUUUUUGCCCAUUCUUCCUUGCAAAACUGCUCCAGCUCCUUCAAGUUGGAUGGUUUGCGCUUGUGAAUAGCAAUCUUUAAGUCAGACCACAGAUUUUCUAUUGGAUUGAGGUCUGGGCUUUGACUAGGUCAUUCCAACACAUUUACACGUUUCCCCUUAAACCACUCAAGUGUUGCUUUAGCAGUGUGUUUGGGGUCAUUGUCCUGCUGGAAGGUGAACCUCCGUCCUAGCCUCAAAUCACGCACAGAGUGGUACAAGUUUUGCUCAAGAAUAUCCCUGUAUUUAGCACCAUCCAUCUUUCCCUCAACUCUGACCAGUUUCCCAGUCCCGGCUGCUGAAAAACAUCCCCACAGCAUGAUGCUGCCACCACCAUGUUUCACUGUGGUGAUGAUGUUCUCUUGUUUUCUAGCGUUUUCUUUGAUGGACAAAAAGUUCAAUUUUAGUCUCAUCAGACCAAAGCACCUUCCUCCAUACAUGUCUUUUCGCAAACUCAAAACGUGCCAUUUUGUUUUUUGCUGACAGUAAUGGCUUUCUUCUGGCCACUCUGCCAUAAAGCCCAAUUCUAUUGAGCGUAUGGAUUAUUGUCGUCCUAAGUACAGAUCCUCCAGUCUCCGCUGUGGAACUCUGCAGCUCCUCCAGGAUUACCUUAGGUCUCUGUGCUGCCUCUCUGAUUAAUGCCCUCCUUGCCCAAUCCAUGAGUUUUGGUGGGCGGCCAUCUCUUGGAAGGUUUGUUGUUGUGCCAUGUUCUUUCCAUUUGGUUAUGAUAGAUUUGAUGGUGCUCCUGGGGAUCAUCAAAGAUUUGGAUAUUUUUUUUAUAACCUAACCCUGACUUGUACUUCUCAAAAACAUUGUCCCUUGCUUGUUUGGAGAGUUCCUUGGUCUUCAUGGCAGUGUUUGGUUAGUGGUGCCUCUUGCGUGUUGCAGCCCCUGGGGCCUUUCAAAAAAGGUGUGUGUAUGUAAUGACAGAUCAUGUGAAUCUUAGGUUGCACACAGGUGGACAUCAUUUCACUAAUUAUGUGACUUCUGAAGGUAAUUGGUUGCACCAGAGCUUUUAAUGGGCUUCACAACAAAGGGGGUGAAUACAUACGCACAUGCCAAUUUUCUGUUUUCUAUUUCUAACAAAUAGUUUUAUGUAUAUAUUUUUUUAAUUUAACUUCACCAACUUAGACUAUUGUGUUCUAAUUCAUCACAUAAAAUUCAGAUUAAUAAAACAUUGAACUUAAGGCUGUAAUGUAACAAAAUAGGUAAAAAGUCAAGGGGGGUGAAUACUUUGCAAGGCACUGUACAUGACAGUUCUUGAAUUGUAGACUUACGUACAAUGAACAGUUAGAGCUGAUUUACUCUACUUACUGAAUAGCAAUUUCCCCUUUGACUUCAAGUGAGAAAAUGGUAUUUAAUAAGUAGUGUAAACCCUUGCUUGAUCCCGGCUCUUUUUGUUAAAAAGAAAAACUAAAAAGAAACACAGACCUUAUAACAGAAUUAUAGAUGGUAAGUUAUUUAAUGUAUGCAUUCUAAAAGAAACAACUAAUUUUAAUGUAUUCUAAUUUAAUGAGUGCAGUCCCAUUGAGGGAUGCAGAAAAGACUCCAUACCCGCAGGAUUAUUUAGUGUGCCAUCUGCCAUCUUACUAGUUCUUACAAUAGAGGUGACCUUGUUCCCUACAUCUCCUGCCUGAUUUAUGUUUAAUAAGUGAUCCCAAGUCCCUGGGGCUUGCACAUAUUAAUUAUUAAUGAUGUUGCCAUUUGCAGUUAUUGCUGAACAUGAACAUAUAUGUAUUUUAUACCAGUGUUUUUAUUGAUCACUUGUAUUUUCUUAAUAUAUAAAUAUAUUAAAGGGUUAUGCCAAGUAUCAUAACCACUACAGACCACUUUAGUGCUUAUGAUGCCAGGAGUACUCUGGCGCCAUUCUCCGGUAAUAUUGAUCACUUGUAUUUAAAUAAUAUGUAGACAUAUUAGCGAUGUACUCCAAGCAUCAUAACCACUACAGCCCACUGUAGUGGUUAUGAUGCAGGAGUACCCUAGUAAUAAGGCAAGCCAUUUUGCAACAAUUUGCCCUCUUACCUAGAUCCCCCUGGGCUUUCGAGCAGAGUUAACGACAACAUGUUUAGCUGCAGGUAAGUAGAAAAUAUAAAAAUAUGAAUAAUUAUUAGCACAAAGACAUUUGAAAUCGGAUUAUAGUGUAUAGAUACAAUAUAGUAAGAAUAGCAAUAAUAAUACAUAAGAUUACAAAACUCAUACCGGCUAUGGCUAUAUUUUGCUUUAUGUUUUAUUUUUAUUCAUAGAUGCUACAUACUCAAAGUUUUUAUUAUUCCUACCACGGAGUUAUGAGCUGUUUAUUAGUGAUAUUCCAAUAGCAUAUUAUGUUUUUAAAAGGACACUCUGGACUCUAAAAGCACUUCAGCUGUAUGUCUUUUUUAUAUUUUACAAAAAGUGCAUAUUUCACUAGCGAUCGACACUUUUGUAAACUAACCUUGUUACACUCCCCCUUCUAUCAAUCACACAACAGGCCCUGCUCAUUCCUGGUUGUUUAGCUCAGUGGUGUUAAACUCAAGAGGUAGACAAUUGCUUUUUUCCAGUGCCAGGCUCCUUCGGCGCUGGGGACUCUCCUCCCUCUUUUUCCGUCACCGGCUGAAUGCGCAUGCGCAGCAAGAGCCGCUCGCGCAUUCAGCCAGUCCAUAGGAAAGCAUUCUCAAUGCUUUCCUAUGGACGCUGGCGUCUUCUCACUGUGAAAAUCACAAUGAGAAGCGCGGAAGCGCCUCUAGCGGCUGUCAAUGAGACAGCCACUAGAGGCUGGAUUAACCCAUUUGUAAACAUAGCAGUUUCUCUGAAACUGCUAUGUUUACAGCAAAAAGGGUUAAACCUAGCUGGACCUGGCUGAAGUGGUCUGGGUGCCUAUAGUGGUCCUUUAAGGGUUAUUCCCUUUCUGAGAGCAUAGUUUAGGCGACCGCCCUCCAAUUUCGGAGGUUGGAUGCCAUGGCACCCUUUCUCCCUAUUGUGGAGCAAUAGUUUCUCCCUAUUGUUUCUUUGAUUAUACUUUUGCAAAUAGUAUGCCAUGAUGGGAAUAAUUCUCAUUCCUGGACUGCCGUAUGGUCUCAAUGGCAACAUGGGCCCAGCAAACCAAUGUAUAAAAACUGAAAUGGGCAAAGUCUUUAUUUGACCCUGUAACUUUCCAAAACACCAUGAAACAUGUACAUGGGCAUUGUUGUACUUAUGGGACAUGACAGCAUACAAAUAUGAAUAUUUUAUAGUAGUACAAGCAAACAGUAUUAUGACAUUCACAGUUAAAAUGCCAUGUAGGACUUGGAAAAGAACACAGUUUCAUAUAUAAAUAUUUGAUGUGAAAUAAAAACUCUAUUUCUCCUGAACAAGAUGAUAUAUAAUAAGUGUGGGUACACUUAAUACGAAAGAGAUACAUUUUGGUUGAACAGACAUAUAGCUCAAAUUCUAGGUAUUGUUUUGGUUCAGAACGUUUUUUUCUUCAUCAUUAAGAGGUUAAUCAGAGCUUCUGCCUUGCAAAGUCUUCUCAUUGAUCUCCAUUUGGACGUCUGAUGGGGCAGCCACAGGAAAUCUGGGCUGGAGAAGAAGGGAUUGAUGUGUCAGACCCUUAAAAAUAGACCAGUAUGACUCUAUUUAGGUAUGAUAGCUUGCAAAGGCUGCAAACACGAGAUCUGCAGUUUUUGCAAGCAAUUUGUAUAUAUAGCCCAAUUAAAAAAUAAAUGCAUGAUUAAAUGCAGCCAUGUUUUCAAUUUUUUUUCCAUUAAACUGUCCUUUUAAGAAGUCAGUGGUCUUCCAGUUGAGACAGCCAUAGUGUUGAGAGGCAGGUAGUGGUAAUGAAUUGAUAGUGAGGAAUUUUCUCUGUCAGGCCUUCUCCCUUGCCAUGGCCUUUUGUAUCAAUUUGUAACUCUCUGUAUUCCUCCUUGUCCCCAAACCAUAUGGUUAGAUGCCCCAAUGAACGAGAUAAGACAAAGUAAGAUUCAAAGUGACUUCUGAGCUUUUAAUGAGCCGUGUAACAGGUUUUAUACAGAAGGAAACAGGGGUGGUUGUUACAAGCAUUAUCCAAUCUUAAUAAAAUCAUCUAUCUUAUCUUAACAUCUUAACUUAUAGCAAGCUUGCAGGUGUAUCUUCAUGUUCGGACCUUGCACAAAGCUAAAUUUCACUAUAACCACGUACUCCAAAGUCAUAUGCAUGCGCACUAAGAACUAAAGAUAUUUACUACUCAGUUAUAAAAUCAUAUCACUAUACAGUUAUGAUCAAAGGGAGAAAAACAGGAAAUAAGGCCGACAGACAGAAGAAUACAGGAUAUAACACCUAUUUCUUGUUACAUGAUGUUCUACAGCUCUUAACACCUAUUACUUGUUACAUGAUAUUAUACAGCUCUUAAUUGCCUAGAGUAUAUUCACUAAGCAUUGGAUAAAAUACAUUAUUGCAAAUAGCUGACAUGUUAACCAAUUUUAAACAGACUGGCCAGCCGGUCAUCUGUAUCUUAAGCCCUGGGUAAAUAUAGGCAAAGUGUAUUAUUCCCAACAGUUCCCUCCUUCGUCCACGAAAUGGAACGCAAAUAGUCAAAGUGGGAAUAAUACCUAUCCCCCGUCCAUGGACUAGUGUCGAGGAUUACCAGUCCACCCGAUGAUCUGGGGCCAGGUCAAAAAACCCAGUGGCAAAAACUCAUAUGUGAGGAAAAAGCACAUCUGGGGAAACCCUGAAUGUGGGCCACAUCGUGUAGACAUGUCACCCCCUCACAGUUGACACCACUUGUGACGUAUUUUACUCGCACCUGUAAGUACAUAGCUCGGGUAUCGGGAGGAAUUGGGAAACACUUCUUGAUUUUUGAAAAGGCCCACUUACAUAUUAAAUCAUGAGAUAAAUUAAAAUCUAGCCUGCAAUUCUGACAAUAAUCGCAACCAGGACCUUGCGUCCUAUAUCUUUUAACCAUUUCCCUAUUCCAAAGGUCCAGUCAAAACCAGUCAUAUCCUCACACAUGGGAAUCCAUCCUUGGCACACUCAACAUAUAUCAAAGACACACAUAGUACAUCCAUCCCUGGGUCAGCUAACACUUCCUCUCUCUCCGGCUAACUCCACAUUCCCAGUGUAUUAUUCCCAACAUGAAUAUUAGCUAAUUAAAUAAAGUACUACACAUAAUGCUGUGAUCAAAGUCAACUGCAUUUCAAAAUUCUAGCUUACAAAUACAAAACUAGAGGCUAAAUAUCAUUGCAUCUAAAUUUAGAAUAUGUAUAAGCUUGGCCAACAAAUCUUAUUUGUUUGGCAAUCAAAUUUGAUUGUACACAUGAUCAUUUUCUUGGUGAAGUUAUUAUUGUAAAAUAAUCAAUGGUUGGCAUGUAGUUUGGAAUUCAGUAGCAUUGUACAGUAGAAUCAUUUACAAUGCACUCUGCCCAUAUUUGGACAGUAAUAUUACUUUUAUCAUUUUGUUCAAUUGCAUAAAAUUGCAUUAAAACGAUAUAUUUACCAAGAAGUCCUAGCUGGCUGCAAACUUUAAUCUGAAGGUAAAUACAUAUGUAAACUAUAAAACUUGAAAGUAGUAAGGCCCUAAUAUAUUUCUUUUUUUACUUUUUUGAAAUUCAAAAUGAUGUAGGUAAAUUAACAUAAACCUAAAUUAUUAUUAGCUUUUCCUAUAAAAGAAAAAGUGGUUUCAAACAUACAGUCCAUUAGGGAAAUGUGUUAUUUUAAAAAGGAACAGAUUGUUGAAGUGGUUAUGGAACAAACAGUCUGAUAAUGCCAAUCUUAUGCUUUGUCUCAGGGCACUUAAAUGCAAAAAAAAUAAAAAUUAUUUAAGUGCCUCAAUUUCUGUAUAUUCAUAACAAUUAUAAAUCCAGGUAGAUAGAAAAAUGAUAGCAUUCCCAUCUCUUACAGCCCAGCCCAUUUGUUCUGCACAGUUAAUGUGGAAGUAAAUUCUGUAUUUGCCAGUUCAACGUUGAAUCACAACGAUAGAAUUAGGUUGUUGGUACAGGUUAUCCCAGGCUUCUUAGCGUAUCAUUACCACCAAAAGCACCGUGUUCCUUGAAAAAAACACUUCAAAACAGAUUUUUAUUUUAUUUAAAUUUUUUAUUAAAUUCUUUAUUAUAAAUUGUAUUUUUCUGUAAAUAUAAUACAAACAAAAAAACAAAAGAGAACUAAAGAGACAAGUGAUAACAUGUAUCAAACACAUAUAACACGUAUAUAUUCUAUUCAGUGAUGUUUAAUGGACAGUGCCAAAUAGCCCAAGUAAUACAUUUUAAAUAUAAAGCCUAGUGGUGAGAGGGUAAAAGGCAACAAUUAAAUGGUAAAAUACAAACUUGAACAGUGCAUUGGCAGAGAGUUAUAAAUUAUAUAAAACAAAUUAUCCUUCCAUGUGAGAUUGCAGACAGGUGGGUUCUCCUCCCACUAGACAUACAAUACAUCACCAGCAGUGUACACUAUCAUUUGGAUUAAUGCGUAUUGUGUCACUUCCUUUAGAGAUGAAAUGGUAAUCUUAUCAGUUAAAACUAAGAACAAAGUUACAGACUAUGCCUGAUUGUCAUUAAUAUUGUAUAGUUUUUCAUCUAUGACCAGAGCUGGUAAAUACUGGGAUGAAGGCAAAAUCUGGUUGUGAAGAAUUAGUAAGGUAGUGGAGAAGUGCUAACAGAACACAAGUACCCCCUAAAACACUGGCGAACAUACCGCGGUCGCCCUGCGACCCGAUAUGUAUGCCAGUGUGGCCAGCCUCUUCUCCUGGGGUGCCCAGGAGUUGGCCACAUCAGGGCCACCUGAGGCUGGCCCUGGUGUCACUGGGCUGGCUGGCUGGGGGGCUGCCCAGCUCCCUCGCACACCGCAGUGAUGCUGGAGCCAGAAUAUGACGUCAUUCUGGCUCCGGCAUCAGUACGCGGUGCGCGAGUGAGCUGGGCAGAGAGCGCUCAGGGGAGAGUGCUCCCUCGCACGCGCGUCAGCCAGCCAGCCUGGUGACCGGCCGCCCAGCAGCACCACUGGACCCGAGGGAAUCCCCUCAGCUCUCCCAAAGGUAAGUUUUAAAUUUUAAAGAAACAUGUGUGUGUGUGUUAGUGUUAGAGUGUGUGUUAUACUGUGUGUGUGUGUUAGUGUUAGACUGUGUGUGUGUUAGUUUUUGUGUGUCAGUGUGUGUGUUACUGUGUGUGUCUGCUAGUGAGUUUCAGUGUGUUAGUUUUUGUGUGUGUGUUACUGUGUGUGUCUGUUAUUGAGUGUGUGUCUGCUAUUGAGUGUGUCUACUAGUGAGUGUCAGUAUGUGUGUUAGUUUUUGUGUCAGUGAGUGUGUGUUACUGAGUGUUAGUUUGUGUGUGUCUGUUAGUGUGUGUUUGUUAGUGAGUCUGUUUGGUGUCUGUUAGUGAGUGUGUGUUUGUCAGUGAGAGUGUAUGUUUUGUAAGUGAGUGUGUAUGUGUGUCUGUCUGUCAGUGAGUGUGUAUGUAUGUCUGUAAUUGAGUAUGUCUCUGUCAGUAAAUGUGUGUGUCUGUUAGCUAGUGUGUAUGCAUCUGUUCGUGAGAGUGUGUGUGUUUAAAACCCCUUCAGAACUUACCUUUCUCCAUCACCGGACUCCCUUGGCGCUGGGGAUCCUUCCGCCCCGAUCUGCCACGCGCGCAUUCAAACCGCCCAUGGGAAAGCAUUACUCAAUGCCCUUAUGUCUCAUACAAUAUCCCGGAAAUCACAGACAAUCUGAUAUACUGUAUAUAUCAGAUUGUGUGUGAUUUCCAGGCUAUUAUAUAUGCUAAAUGCCCUCAAUAAAUUAAGGGCAUUUAGCAUAUAUUAAGAUUACCCACCUGAUGAAUGUUACUUCUGAGCAGGGGCCCGGUCCGGUGCUGGAGUACACAGGCAACAUGGAGGUAAGGAGAGGUUGGAGUGAGCAGCUACAUGCUCACUCCCAUCAGCCUCAGCCAGGACACAAGGUAAGCUAAGGGUGGCUGCAGAAUAAAUAAUUUUGCCUUGUGUGUGUAUGUGUAUCUGUGUGUCAGUGUGUACAUACACACACUUAGAUACAUACAGAUACACACACUUGCACACACUCACUCACUGUAUCUGAGUUAGUGUGUGCCAGUGUGUAUCUGUAUGUAUCGAAGUGUGUGUAUGUACCAGUGAGUGUAUCUUAGUGUGUACAUCUGUGUGUAUUUGAGUGUGUGAUGUCAGUGUGUAUCUGAGUGUUUGUGUAUAUGUGCACAUGUGUGUAUCUGUGUGUCAAUGUGUAUCUGAGUGAGUGUGUAUGUGCCAGUGUGUGUAUCUGUACGUAUCUAAGUGUGUGUAUGUGCCAGUGAGUGUAUCGUAGUGUGUAUAUACCAGUCUGUGUAUCUGUGUGUAUGAGUGUAUCUGAGUGAGUGUGUAUAUGUGCCAGUGUGUAUCUGUGUAUAUGUGCCAGAAUGUAUCUGUGUAUAUGUGUAAGUGUGUGUAUGUGCCAGUGUGUAUCUGUUUAUGUGUGUCAGUGUCCAUAUUUGUGUGUCAAGGUGUCUGCAUCUGUGUGUCAAGGUGUCUGCAUGACUCCGUGUGUUAAUAGCGUGUGUAAAUAGUUAUGUUCUAUCAUAAUAAAAUAUCAUGUCAUUGUUCAUACAUGUUUUGUGGCUGUGUGCGUUUUGGGGUGUGUGUGCAUGUGUGGGGGUGCAUUCUGGGGGAUGCAUUUUGUGUGUAUGUACACGUAUGUGCAUGUGUAGGGGUGUGCACACGGGGUGUGCAGUUGCUGGUGAAGCCACCUCCCUGAAAUGAGCUUUCGCAUGUUGGAAAGUCUGCAAAUUGACUAGUCAAAAAUGUAUAAGCUAGCCAGUGUUACAAAUAUUGUAGAACAAAAGUAGUAAGGCAGCACUAGUGAUACAAUCUUUACCUAGUGUCUGGGUUAUAGACAAAGAAGGGAGAAAUUGGAAGUUUUAGACACAUGCAAAGGUCAUGCUGCCUUGUUGACCUUGGCACAGAAUCUUUGCCUCAUAAUCAUUACAAUGGGCAGUAGGGCAGCACUGGGAAAAGUUUUGGCCCAGUGCUAGGGAGUAUAGUCAGAGUGAGCAUGUUUACUUAAUGCUCUUCCAGGGUUAGUCAAUGUGCAGAUCCCUGUUGAAGAUUGCUCGCAUAGUACACAGGCCCUGUGCUUGUUCUGAACAGCGCAAGCAAAUUUAAUGACACACCUGGGCUUUGUUUGCUGGUGACUUGUCUCUGGUUUCUUCAUAAGUGGGGAACCAGAGAAGAAGAGGGCCAGGAGAGAGUAUUGUGCAUGCAUUUGGAGGCUCUUGUGUGAUUGUGUGUGUGUGGAGUGAGCUAGUGUUUUGUGUAUAUAGGUUGGUUUUGGUUGUAUUGUGUUUAUGGUGUAGUAUGUGUGGCCAAAGGGGUGUAGUUUGUAUUGGGGGCCUAGUGUGUGUGUGUAAGUGGUAGUCUAGUAGUGAAUGACUGCAUCUCCCAACGCAUGCAGGCUAAGUACACUCUAAGUCACAGCUUUACAAACUGUGUUGCGCAAGAGUGUGUUGCACUUAGUUGUCCAACAGGAAGGGGAGCACAUUCCACAGCACUCCCCUUCUGACGGUCAUUCCAUGUAGCGUGGCCGAGUAGGUGGACCUGAGAGCACAGAACUGCUUCCUGUCAGACCGGGUAGAGGAACAGAAGCUCCUCUAUAGCGUUCCACCUGCUCUGCCACGCAGCAUGCACUAAGGUGAGGCUGAGCAGGCAUAGGGGAGUGACAAAGAAUGACACAGGAAUGUAGAGGGGGCAGUAGAAGGGCACAGGAAGGGAGAGGGAAAGACAAAGGGCACAGGAGGGUAUGGGAUUGAAGGAAGGGCACAGGAGUGUAAGGGGGACAAAAGAAGGGGAAAGAAGGGGAUGGGGAACUAAAGAAGGGAACAGGAGGCUAGAGGGACAAAAGAAGGGCACAGGUGGUUAGGAGAGACAAAAGAAGGGCACAGGAGGGGAGGGGAACAAAAGAAAGGAGCAGGAGAGUGGGAAGACAAAAAAGGGCACAGUUAGGGCAGGGUUGGCAGAAGAAGGGCACCAGAGAGGAGGGGGCACAAAGAGACACCCAGAGGUGCUGGGGGACAAAGAAAUACAGGGUGGCUGACGGGGGACAAAGAGACACACAGAGUGUUUGGGGGGGGGGGGCAAAGAGACAGAAGGGUUGGUGGGAAGAGACACACAAAGGGGAUGGGAAAAAAGAGACUCAAAGAGGUUGAGGGAGAACCAGAUGCAUAAAGGGCCUGGGGGAAGAAAGAGGCUUGCCAGACAACCACACCAGUCUGCCAGCCACAGCAGCCAAAAAAGCCAGCCUGCCAGAAGUAGAAGCCAGCAACAGUAAAUAAGGUAAGAUGAGCCAACUUGGGCUGGGUAUGUUAUAUUUCUAUAUUGUGAAUUGGAGCAGAGUGUUAAAGAGACGGUCAAGGAUCAUACAUAAAUGCUGAUCAUGCGCAGGAUGGGGAAUCGAGUCGAAACUGCUGAUUCUACCGAAAUGAUAAAUAUCUGAAAAGUGUGUCACCAACAUAAAAAUUUAGAAAGCUCUGCUCUAAGUACUUCUUGAUACCAUUAUGUAUCAGAGCAUUGCCAUGGUAAAAAGAAAAAACUUUCUUUACAGCAGGAGCAAUUCUUUUAGUCUGCAUCUGGCGGAGGUGCAGACUGAAAGUAUCCUGGAUCCUCCCCCCUCCUGCUGAAUGGUGAACUGUGCCAGUGACGGAGAUCUUUUUUUAUCCCCACCAGCCUGUGAUGGCACAGAGCAAGGACAGUGCUUGGCUAGUGCCCGCCCUGCAAGGGCCAGCAGGGGAGAGCCUUUUAUCACCCCAGUCACUUCAGCUCCUGACCAAUGCAGUCUACCAGGCAUUCACCAAAUUGGCCAAAUUUGGACCCAUACGCUGUUGUGGCUACAGUGCUUAGAGUGCCCAUUUAAACACAAUAAGAUCAGCUAGCUUUGUUUGUGUUGUCAGUAUGUAGGCUUCCUAAUUCUAUUUUAAGAUAGUUUUGGUUUCUUUUCACUUCUCAUGCGAUGAUGUGAAGGACCCACAAUGUAGCUAAUUUAGGCACACUACCAAUUAUUUUCUUUUCGACAUGUCUCCUCUGGGACCAUGAGUCUCAAUGAUCUAGUGUGCUAAUAGACCAUGUUUUCUUCAGAUUGCAUUACUCCUGAUGAAUAUUUAUGUUCUCCAUCCCAUACCAGUGAUUUUCACACCCAUUUUAGUCCUAAAGCUGACUAAGAUCAUAAGGGGAUUAAAGAAAGCUUUGGUCUGGUUUUGCCACUAUACAAACCAAGUUCCAUUAUUCAUCAACUGAUCCAGCUUUGAAUAGCGAGUGUCUGUCUCUUUGAUUUGCAAUUCAACAUGACAGUCCUGGGCACGGUUGCUUUGCAAACACGACACACUUGCACCUGGCUGCAUUUUACUUUUUUUUAUUGUGAAUACUCCCUGUUUAAUUUUGUUUUCUGAAAGAUUAAUUUAACCUAAUGAGUUGAAUAAAUUAAAUAAAUAUGUAUACGCUGUAAAUCUGCACUUUGUUCAUCAUAGUAUAACAUUUUGCUUUGAGAUGAUAGAGUGUAUUUUUGUUUAAGCUUAGAGAUUUGAUUGAUUAGCUGAAUGAGCAAAUCUACUGUCUCUUAGUAUUAUAUAUUGGGUCAUCAUUCUGCAUAAGUAAUACAAUUUUAUGAAGUAUCUCAAUUUUACCAAGGUGCUCUUUGUUAUAUAUCUUCUUACGUUUUGAGAGAAUUGGGCAUGCAGUCACAAUCAUCAUUUAUAUUUUAUAUAUGUGUGUUUUUUUUUUGAGUAAUUGGAAAUAUAAGAUGCCCAUUAUAGAAAUAAAAUAUCAAAGACCAUUAAGUGAAACAGAACAGAAUAAAAACUGUAUAAUACCAGGAGCAUAUAUUUAGGAAGAGAGAGAAAGUAAAAAAAAAAAAAAAGAUUACAAAGCAAUAAUAUGAAGCAAGACAAUAAUGUGAAGUAUGUGACUGCUUAAGUGUAAACAAUAUAGAGUGUAUUCAAAUAUAAAGAUAAAAAUAAAAUUAAAUUAAAAAAUGCACAAUAUCACAAAACAAAAUAAAUGUGCCUAAAAUCUUAAAAACACUAAGGAAGUCUCCAUACAAUUGAUAAAAAAGCACAAUAUCUCUGUGGAAAAUAAGAAACAACAUAAAACCACAAAUGCAGCAGCAGGUAGUUAAAAUAGUCCACUAAGUGCACUUUAUAAUUGUAGUAGUUGUCAUAAACAAUGUACCGUACUUUUCCAUGUAUACUUUUUUUAGUCUAAAAUUGGGGGUCGUCUUAGACACAGAAUGUCACUGCAUGGGUAAAAAAAAAACCCCAAAAAACCCUGCUUAUGUGCAGGGCCUGACAGCUUAAUUAGGUAUGUGCUUGAGAUAGUGGCUAAUAAGGUGUGUGCAAGAAUCUUGGAGAUCCUGCACAUGCUUCCUCGCAGUGGCGUACACACAAUCCAUGGGCCCCCUUCCCACGAUACACACACACACACACACAGAGACACAUACACACAUACAUACAUAGAGACACACACAUACAUACACAUAUAUACAUAGAGAAACACACACACAGACAAACACACAUACACACACACAGACACAUACAUACAGACACAGACACACAUACAUACAAACAAAAACACACAUAUACAAAAUUUAAGUCACCAUCCUGUUUCCUACCUUUUAGAUGCAGGAGGGUGACUUUACCUGUGGUCCAGUGGUGGCUCAGGCUGGUGGCAGUCAGAGUUCCCACUCUGACUCACUCUUCUUCCUCCCGCGAGACUCUGUCUGAUAGCUGGGAGGAGUGACCGGGGCAGUCACUUCCUCCCAGUUGUGAUGUCAUCACAGGGGGCCCAGUCGUGCUGUUAAAGCACCGCAGCGCUGACCGGGGCCCCCUGGAAAUUCAUCUAACAGCAUGGACCACCCGAUGGGCCCCUUGAAUGUGUGGCCCUAGCGGGCACCUGGUGCGACCCCUGCGACCGCGGUAUGUACGCCACUGCUUCCUUGCAUCACGUCAAGACCUCAUGGCUCUGGACUACAGAUAGGCGCUGCAGGGUGAGACCUGCCUGGAUAUCCCUUUAAGGUACCGUGGAAGUGGAGGAGUGGGCAGAUGCCUGAGUUCCACGCCUGCUUCUACAUACCUGGACGAAAGGUCCACCGGUGUAAUUCCCCACAGCAUGUUGUAAAAAUCCUUCCUUACAGGGCAAUAGUCUCUGUUUAGUGCGACAAAAGCAAAGUAUAAGAAUCCAGUCACUGAUAGAAAAGAAGUCUAAGCAGCUCAAUUUAAGUAAAAAAUAAAUAAAUGGCAGGCAACGCCACUUACUUUGAUGUCAGUAGAAGCUUACACCCCUUCCAGAUGCCGUCUCUCGGGUUUGGUGUGAUCUUAAGGGGCCUCUGAUGAAGUGGACCAUAGCGCAUUGAAACACAUAAGGCGGAACUAUUUUCAGCUUGUGUUUGAGCAGGAAGAGUGUGAGUCUCCUCGAGUGGUUAGUACACGCCAAGCUGGACAGGAAUGGAGUUCCCCGAAGAGGCACACACAAGGAUUCUUUGUUAAGGCACUAUAGCACAGUAAGUUGCCCUGAUCCUCUGCAUGAAAGCCUGUCUUCCUUUAUAUAUCAUAAAAUAUAAGCAUACACACUAGUGGCUCAGUUCUGUCUCAAUGAGCAAUGUAACAGCCAAGUAUACCUUUUUCAAAAAGUGCAAAUGCAUGAAACACACCAGUUUAUAUGGUUCCCCUCUGUUUAUUCUGAAGGUCAAUUUUUUAAAGCAGCACUGUCACCCCAUGAAUAAUGAGUGUUUCAUAAAGAUAGAGAGUAUGAAAUACUCAUGUUGGCGGUGUUGGAAUUUCACUGAGAUUCCAACCCAGUCAAGAGAUAUACUGAGACAAAUUAGGGACUACUUUGUCUCUGUAUCUCUCCUCUGCCUGAGUUUCUUAACUCAGAUUUGAGUCUAAUUGUCAGUCAUGACAGCCAUCACCAGCCGGCUGCAGAUAAUUGGCUGUGUCUAUGGAGGAUUCUGUGGUGUGGCAGGAUCUUCCAUAGACCGAAAUGCUAUACUCUCACGCAUCAGGUAAGUAAAUCUCACCCUUACCUGCCCCCUUCCCCCGGCCGCAGUAAUGCAAGGCUAGCUAAUUGGCUGAGAUUGUUAGAUGAUUGCUCCCAGCCAAUGAGCUAUGCUCUCCACCACCAUUCUCAGCUUAGAUAGAGAGCUACUUGCUCUCAAUAUGAAGUAGUGGAGGUAGGGUAAAAUGGUUUGAUUCCUUUCCAAUGGGAUGGAUAAAGGCAGUCCUAGCACCAUAACCACUACAGUGUGCUGUAGCAGUUAUGGUGUCUGGGGUGUCUUUUUAAGCAUUUCGAUCUUGAAUUGUUGAAUUUUUUCUUGCUAUACAGCUCUAUAGCUCAGAUGGCGUUUUCUAAUUAUCAAUAUUUCUCCAAUUAUGUGUUUUUCUAACUCUAUGUCUAAUGGAUAGAAGAAUAAACCAAAAUAUUGUGGCAAAAAUGAAUAUGGGAUGUAGUGCUGGAAAACCCACUAUGAGAGAAACGGGAGAUGGCGUUUACAGCUGUUUAAAUCCGGUGCUAAGGCUGAAACUGCUGUGCAUGACUUGUCUGUCUAGAAAUCAUUGUUCACCUCCAUAUGGGUGAAUAAUUUCUUACAAAACAUUAAACCCAUGCUGAUCCUCUGAUAAACUGUACUUUGCAGUUGUCUAUUUUGAAUGAUCCAUUUAACUUGCAAGUAUGAAUAGCAUGGGUUUAAAAGGCUGUCUUCUAACGGGCUGAACUGAAAUAAAAAAGCAGUUUUACAUUCCAAUCAUGAAAAGGGGAAAAUCUAAUUCUACAUAAUAAUAAAAUAGUACUUUACCGAGGCUGGCACAGGGGAUUAUAGUCUAUAGAAGUAUUUACUAUGUCAACUGUCAGUGGCUACUGGAGAACCUAAAUGUAGACUUGACAAAUAUUUCCACUUCAAUUGUAAUCAUGUAUAGUUUGUUUUCAAGGAGAGCAAAACAUAAACAUCUCUUUUUUAUUUGGAUGUCUUGGUGACUAAAGAUUCAUCUUAUAUCCCCCAAAUGUUCCUUGCUAUGGUGAUCGCUCUCUAUUUGGGAUCUAAAUUCCUCAUUCCUUCUAUUCUAUACUAGUGUGCCUUUUUAUUACGUGGCCAGAAUGUUUCCUGUGUAUGCCACAGAACUCAACAGCAAUAACUUGCAGUGUAAAGUGUAUGUGAAUGUAUAAAUGAGCUACACGGAAAUAAAAUUCACAUUUAGUGCGGUUUGUAUGAAUCAAUCACAAAAAAGCCUUAAAACUGAUUAGAGGUAAACAGAUACAAAUUAUAGGUGCUCGCUAUGUACUUAAGGAAUGGGUAGGGGCUGCAGAUUAUCACACAAGUUAUCCCCAACCUUGUGACAAUACAAAAUAGCCAAAAACAGAAAAAUUGAUAACCCGCGCCUAUAACCUAUAAAUCUUUAAGUAGAAUCACACACAUAAAAAAGUAUAAACAUACAUAUUUAAAACAGGGUCUUGUUGGUUAAUGAAUCAAAAUGACAAAAAGGAGAGAACAGACAAUAUAAGUGCAUUAUGUAAUCCAAUGUGGGUUAAAAACACAUUUAACACGUUUCACCACUUCUGAUGAAACCCCAUUGUGAAACCCGUUAAGUGUGUUUUUAACCCACAUUGGAUUACGUUUUAUGUUAUAUUCUUCAUGUUUGUUUAUUUAUUUUGGAAUAAAGUUUAUCCCUGUAAAUUUAUAUUACUUUGAAUUUAUUUGGAAGUUACUUUGCACCCUUUUGGCUUUUUACUACGCUUCUGGUCCUGCAUAUUGGUUGGGAUUAUACCACCAACACUACACUAUACUAGAGCAGGUUCAUUAUGUUAAAAGUAUGAGUAAAAUACCUACCACUAUUGUAUAGCCUUGUGCAGUACAUAUCACACUAUUGGAUGUUCCUGUUAAUGUCUCCACAUACUGCACUUUACUAAGAAAAAAACAUCACCACUGCUGAACAUACAUCCUUAGAUGGGGGUUAUACCGUCCACGUCUAUAACAGCAGAGCUCUAAAUAGCUCUCGAAAGUGUGAGUGUGCUUUUGUUACAAAACACCACUCCAUAUCUCUUAAAAAACAUAUUGCACUUAUAUUGUCUGUUCUCUCCUUUUUGUCUUUUUUGAGAGAUUCAUCAGCCAACAAGACCCUGUUUUAUAUAUGUAUGUAUAUACUUUUUAAUGUGUGUGAUUCAACCUACAGAUUUAUAAGUUAUAGGCGCAGGUUAUAUUUUUUUCUGAUUAUACAUUUAAAUAUGUGUCUACAUUUAUUGGUGUACUUAAAAUACAUCACUUAUAAUCUUAAUUACUUUUUUAGUUGUGUAAAGUGUUAUCAAAGACUAAAUAAAAGUUUUCCCCUCUAGAUAUUUAUCCUGAUCUUUGGGGUUGCAAUUAAGAGAAUAGAUAAAAUAUUUCCAUGGCAUAUGCAAUGAGCUCCUCUAUACCUUACAAUUCAGUACUCUGGAAAUGCCCAGUCUUCAACAGCAGGUGAGGAUUUUUAUGUUUAGUAUUCUCAGGCAAAAUUUUGAACAUUCCCAAAAGCACUUUUCUUGGAAGUCUAAAUUUGGCACCAUUAACACCAGUCAAUGCAACAAAACCCCAACUGAUUAGCGUUUAUUUCAGGAAAUAGAUGUGACCAGUUGGUGUUGAUAUGGGGAAAGAGAGAAAGACAUGAUUUUGUCUUCCUCUUAAUUAGUGGAGGUUCAUUUAAUAUUUUUUCAUUCGAAUAAAUGUUUUUUUAGGGCUCUCCCCAGUGCACCCUAUCCUAUAUUUACUCACCCUCGCUAAGCAGCAACUACAUUCUAUUUUCUGCCAAUCACCAGCAACUGUCCUUUCACACUCGCUUCACCAACUCAAUCCUAAAGUUCUUCUCUUGGGUAGAACAUUCUCAUGCUUUGUCAUUAUGUAUUCCCUUGUAUUCCUGAAUUUUAAAAAAACCUACAAAACAUCUUCUUUAAGAAGACAUGUGAAUUAAUAUUUCUCUUUAGAGUACUCCAACCUGAUAUUACCUUCCGUUUGUCUUCAUUAAUCUUAUUCCCUUUUUUCUCUCUAACUACAUAUUUUUUUGUAUAAUGUUACACUGCACGUUACUUGUAACCUAACAACCAGUCUUUCGCCUGGAUACAUUACAUUUGUGUCCAUUUCUGUAUUUAUGCCUCAAUUUGCUUCGACAUGGCAUUGUAGUAUUUAGAUAGCACAUAUAAUUUAUGAUGGCAUGAAAUGGAAUUGAAUGCCAGGUUGUGCCUUGCCAGCUUUGAACAUGAUGUAAUAAAACACACCCAGAGCAUUACUAACAGUAUUGUGAAAAAAAUGCAAUAACAAGCAAGCAAGCAAACAAACGAAUAAAGCAUAACACAUACUGAUCCAUUGGAUAACUUUUGAAAUGUGAAAAAUCUCAGUGUUUUGUUUCCCUGUAAGUACCCUAUAUAUAAAUGCUUAUGAUACUAUACGAUUACAGAGCUGCAUUAGAAAUUUGUGGAUUUGCUACUAAUAGUAAUAGGGAUUAUCCUGCUUUCAUGCUCAAGAAAGCUUCCUCUGUGAACCUCUUUUAUUUAUUUAUUUUGUUGGAAAUAAAUAACAUUCAGUCCAUGAGGUGCAUAACAAAAAGCUUGUUUGUACGGCCUGUAACCCGGGUGACCCUGCUUGUGUAAUGGCAAUUAAAGCUGAACACUAGGGAGUAAAAUGAGAAAGAAAUUAGCUACAUAAAAUGCUAAUUGAAAUAUAAUUCCCACAGUGUGCAAUGAAAAAAACUAAUAUUAAUUGGAAUCCGUUAGUAUUUGUUAGGAUAAACUCUUACGUGCAUUCAUGUAAUAAUAGUUCCUAAGGGAAACACCUCGAGGUGCAAUACAGUAAAUAUAAACAGAAAUAGUAUAACAGGCUUUAUAAAAUAAAGUAAAACUCAUGGAGAUGUAUUUGUGGUUUGUAACACCACUGAUUAUAUCAAUAGUGGCCUCUAAAGAAGGAUAAAUAGCAACCUUUGUUCAAUGUACGAAACCAAAAGGGGAUACGAAACCAAAAGGGGAAAUGGUGUGAAACAAAAAGGUCAAUUUACAGCUUAGAUCAAAUAAAACACAACUGCGUAAGUUAGAAUAAAACAAAAUAUUUGAGUAAAUAAAUAACUCAAUGGCAUUUAAGCCAGUAAAAAAAUAUUCAUUGAUUAUGAUUAAAACAAUGAAAGCAACCCAAAAUAAAAAAAGACGGGGCAUCAGACAGCAAACAACUAUAUAUUAUAAAAGACAAGAGGAGAUGUCGUGCACAUUGAAGUGAAACAAGAAGAAUCUGUUGAAAGCGCACCUUUAUUAUAAGUAGAAAAUAAACAAUUAAUACAUCAUAUAUAGGUGAAUAUCCCAUGUAUGGAAUUGCAAUUCACAUAAUAGACAAUACAUUAGACAUGUAGUUUAGUGUAUUGGUGGUAAAGUUCUUACAAUGGCACCUUCUCUAUUAUAUAAAAUUGAUUUUGUCCCCCCUUCUGGUUUGUAUAUUUUAUUUCUAAUUCUCGGGUCCUCUACCAGAGUCUGAGGGUUCUGUGCAGUAAGCUGCACACCAGUCAAAAUCUGCACACCAGUCAAUCCAUAAGCCGCAAAGGAUUCUGGGUAGGCAUAUGCAAAUCAGUCCAACAAAGAAUCAUAUGUUUGCCUCAUUCCAUUUUAAACAUGGAUUCCUUUGAGUCUGUGUUUGCUGUAUACAAGUCUUAUGGCUUGACUGGUGUGCAGAUUUUUGUUUAACAUUGUAAUAACUAUCCACAGACUUGAAGGUGGAAGGGAUUUUCAAUCACAAUUUUUUCCCCACUGUAAUCGAUUUGGAUAUAUACAUAUAUAUUUUACAUAGGGUGUGAGACAUAGUAAGCCUAAUGUAUUUCAUCUUGGGAGCUCAACUGUCAAAAGGCAAAACCUCUUAAGUGUGUCCAGCACUAGCAAUUCACCUUGCUGUCUUCAGCCAGUCUCUGUCUCUGAUGAGACAGAGAGGCAGGUGGACGGUGAGCUUACACGUAAUGGCCAUUGGACUGAUACUAAAAAAUCCUCCAGUUAUUUAAAUGUGCAAAGGGAUUUGGGAUAGUACACAAGUAACAUUUUUCUAUGUUUUUCACUGUUGUAUUGGGGCUGAUGUGUACUAUAGUUAUUGUUGCCGCCCAGGUGUAGUGACAAGGCUCAGUUUUGUAUGUUUGUAUUUGUUUUUGUAUUACACAGCCAUGUUAAGGGUUAAUAAGCAUGUAAGGGUUUAGGAAAUACCCCUCUCUGUCCUACCUCCAUUAGAGAUUUAACGUAUUGGCUGAAGACAUUAAAGUGAAUUGUUAGUGUAGGACUCACCUAAGAGGUUCUGCCUUGACGUGGCAGGCAAGUUUACAUUUAAAUGGCCAUUGGUGUGAUAUUAAAAAACCUCCAGUUAUAAAAAUGUGCAUAGUGAUUUGGGAUAAAUGUAUCCGUGUCUGUCUGUUAUCUAUCUAUCUAUCUAUCUCUCUAUCUAUCUAUCUCUCUAUCUCUCUAUCUAUCUAUCUAUAUUCUUUUUGUUCCCUCAAAUCUUAUUUUCUUUAGAUUUUAUUGUUUCUAAGAAGCACAUGGCUAGAGGAGUAAUUUUAAAACCCAUCACUGAGACAACAAAAGGCCACAGACGGCACUUGGCAGCUAUUAAUGUAAAAGCCCAAAGGGAACAAUUUGAGGAUUUUGAGUGAGCUGUGUUUAUCUUCCAGCACAGUCAAUUAGUCAGUUACACAUGCAGAUAUACAUGUUCCAAUGGUAAAUUUACAGAAGGCAUGUCUUCUAACAGAUGGCUCCUCUUUACUUCUGAUGUAUUUAAGGAGAUGAAGUGACCUCUGACAGCUGUCGAAGUGGCGGCAGGAGGCCCGAGUCUAGCAUAGACUGAUUAUUGUGCAGAACUCAAAAUGAAUAAUCCUCUCUCAUCAUUAAAUAGCUCAUGGUGGGAGACUGUUGGCCAUCAAAGUGACAAUUGGAUUGACUUUAAACACAUCUCUAGUGUAUAAAUUACAAUAUCCAUAUGAUGAAUUUUAUGAGGUGACAGUAAGGAACCUCAGUGCACUGGAAAUGUGGUUGUUUUUAAUCCUUUUAUAGAUAUAAGCUAUUUGUUAAUGCAUUUUAGAUUUUUUUUUUUAUAAAUACUACUAGAGGUACAGUCAGAAUUCACAAAAGGUGGUUGUUAAAAGUAGUGGCAUACAUACCGCGGUUGCAGGGAUCGCAGCUGUGGCCGUCACUCCAGGGGGACGGCCGCCCUGUGGAUCCCUGCGACCGGAUGCCCACCGUCAUGUGUUACGGCCCCGGCCUGCACAGUAUAACCACUGGGGUCGCAUGUUAAGGGGCCCAUCGGCUGGCCCAUGCUGUUAGAGCCAACCGAUGGUUAUAGAUUUAACAGCACAACCGGGCCUCCUUUGAUGACAUUACAGCUGGGAGGAAGUGACUGCCCCAUCACUCCUCCCAGCUUACAAUGGGUGCUAUGUGGGAAGAAGAGAGAAGGGAGUCAGAGUGGGAACUCUGACUCCUAUUAGGCUGAGCCACCACUGGACCCCAGGGAAGUCACCCUACUGCAUCUAAAAGCUAGGAAACAGAAGGGUGACUAAAAUAUUUUGUAUAUGUGUGUGUUUGUAUGAAUGUUUCUCUGUAUGUGUGUCUGUAUGUGUGUCUGUCUGUGUGUGUGUGUAUGUGUGUGUGUGUGUGUGUUUGUAUGCAUGUGUUGUAUGGUUAUAGAUUUAACAGCGCAACCGGGCCCCCUUUGAUGACAUUACAGCUGGGAAGAUCUGUCUGUGUGUGUGUGUGUAUGUGUGUGUGUGUGUUUGUAUGUAUGUGUGUGUGUCUGCAUACAUGUGUCUGUAUGUAUAUAUGUGUGUCUGUAUAUAUGUGUCUGUGUGUGUGUUUGUAUAUAUGUGUCUGUCUGUAUGUAUGUGUGUGUCUGUAUAUAUGUGUCUCUGUGUGUGUGUUUGUAUAUAUGUGUCUGUAUGUAUGUGUGUGUGUGUACAAUGGCAUAUAUACAGGGGUUAGAAGCUAUGACCAGGCCCGUCACUCCAUGGGGCCCUGUGGACCCCUGCGACCGGUUGCCCUGCAAACCCCUGCGACCGGGUGUCCGUCACCAUGUGUUGAGGCCCGGCCCAUGCUGUGUAACCUCCGGGGCCGCAUUAAAGGGGACCUUCAGGUGCCCUAACAGCAUGCUGUUAGGGCCACCCGAUGGAAAUUAAUUUCCAGGAGGCCCGGUCAGUGCUGCGCUUUAACAGCGUGGCCGGGCCCCCUCGGAUGAUGUCAGAUGCUGGAUAGAAGUAACUUCCUCCCAGCAACCACCAGGAACCACGCAGGAGGAAGGAGAGGAGUGAGUCAGAGUGGGAACUCUGACUUCCAUCAGCCUGAGCCACUGGACCCCAGGGAAUGGAUCAGUUUUUGCACCAGGGCCCCAGGGAUUUUUACUUGUUUAUUAUUGAUAUUUUAUAUUGGUUCUGUAACACUGUGCCUUCUCUUUCCCCAGCUCCUGUGAUUAUUGUCACACCCAGGAAGAUUCACAAUGUAACAGGAGCCCAGGUGUACCUGUCUUGUGAGGUUAAGGCUGUCCCAACUCCUAGCAUAUCCUGGAGAAAGGUACAAAAGUGACAUUUGUGUGCAGGGAUAAGUUAACUAUUUGAUUGCAUAUCUCUAUGUAACUGUAUAAAUGGUUUAAAAAAAACUUAAUUUUGCUCUUUAAAAAAAAAAAAACUGUUUAAAAUUACUUUAAAGAUGAUUUGUGGUCUGCAGGUCAGAUCUCGCUCCUGAGAACAGAGUGAAACAAAUUGUGUGUGUGGUGGACAAACUACUAGAACUGAGAGCAUCAUUACUAUCACAGCCUGCUAUAGUAGUGAAUAAGUGAGGAGUACACUGGCAUUGUUCUCCUGUAAUGGGGCAAACUGUUUUGCAGUAGGUUGCCUCUUACCUGGAAUUGUUACCUGGUGCUGAAGCUCCCACAAUGGUGGCUUAAAGGCAUUGGUUUCUGCAGAUGCUGAUCCUGCUGCUCAUUCACUGACUGAUGGCAACAACUAAGUGAUCUUAGCAAAUAAAUAAGUGUCCAUACAAAAAAAUAUCUUUCAUUCAUGGCUGAUGAAUGACUAUGCCAUACGUCAUUACACCUUCAUAAGGUAACCCAAAUAAAUCUGUAUAUGCAAUGUUUCAUAUUGCAGCACUGCACAUACAGACUGUAAGCUCCAUGACUACUUCAGAAACACUUAUGUAGUCAUGGUGCUUUGAGUAAUGUUUUAAAGGGGCACACUAAGCGCCAAAAUAACUUUAGCUUAAUUAAGUUGUUUUGGUGUAUGGAUAAAGCACCUGCAGUCUCAAUGCUCAAUUCUCCGUCAUUUUGAAGUUAAAUCACUUUGUUAAUGCAGCCCUAUCCACACCUACCCUCCCUGUACAAACAGCCUUCCUAAACACUUCAUGUAAAGAGAGAUCUAAUUUUUAAACUUCCUUUAUUGCCCAGUGUAUUUAAUAUCUCAUAUCCUGCUCUGAUGAUUACCUGCAAGAGACAGCAGGGGCUUCAGUGUGAUUUAAAAUUCAAAAAUGAGAGCAGGAAGUUAAAACUUCUAAAGAAAACACACUGUGAUGACAGAUCUAAUUAAAAUUGAAACCAUUUUCUUUCACGUUGACUGUGUCACAGCCAGGGAAGGGCUGGAUAAAUAGAAACAAAAGUAAAUUAACUCAAAAAUGGCAGAACCUGCAGGGCAUGAGUUAUACAAUGCUGUUUAAGCUAAAGUUGUUUUGGUGCUUAGAGUGUUAAUUUAAGUAUACUUCUGGCAUAAUCGCAUAAUACAUGCAUUAGAAAUGUGCAAAAUGUGCUGUAUUUUUAGCAGUAUCCCAUGACAUUUUUCUCAUAUGAAGGUCACAGAAUCACCAAAAGGAAUAAAGAUGUCUGAGGAGCUGCCUGGAGACAGAGUCAAUGUAGCUGUUCAAGUCCGUGGUGGGCCUGGCCGUCAUGAAAGCACUGGCUGGGUGCUGGUGAGUUGACUUAAACCUUACAAAUUCCAACAGACAUCAAUCAUACACUACAAACAGUUUUUAUUGCAUAAUUUCCAAUGUCUAUACAUAUUUGAAACAGUAUCAUUUAUAACAGCAUGACAUGUGUUUUCUGUGAAGAGUAAGACAUAUACAAUGAUAAAAUAUUUUCAUCACUACAUAGAUACAAUGUGCAAAUCUACACAGUAAAGGAGUUUAAGCAUGUGUGGGAUAGGCAUAAGGCUAUCCUAGCUAUAAGAUAAGGCCAGGGAAAAGUAUUUAGAAAAUUGUGCAGACUAGAUGGGCCGAAUGGUUCUUAUCUGCCGUCACAUUCUAUGUUUCUAUGUUAUACUAAGCAGAAAAAACACCAAGGAGUUAACUGCACAGUGCUGUAUGGUAAAUAAACAACCAAAGUCCCAAAAACAAUUCAGGAUUGUUUUAAGACAAUUUUAGGAUUAGGGAUUGGGAUAGUGUAGAUUUAAGGUUAGGGCAGGUUUAUGGUUAGAGUUAGUGUAAGCAUAUGGUUAAGGGUAGGUUUCGUAUAGUGUUGGGAGGAUGCAUGUAUUGGGUUAACAUGAACUACUAAGUUAAUAAUAAACAUAUCCAGCUCAGUUGAUAUGGGCAAUUUCCAAUAUAACUCAUUUGAUCUAAAUUAUUAAACUCUUUUGUGAAUUCAGUAUACAGGGAGUGCAGAAUUAUUAGGCAAGUUGUAUUUUUGAGGAUUAAUUUUAUUAUUGAACAACAACCAUGUUCUCAAUGAACCCAAAAAACUCAUUAAUAUCAAAGCUGAAUAUUUUUGGAAGUAGUUUUUAGUUUGUUUUUAGUUAUAGCUAUGUUAGGGGGAUAUCUGUGUGUGCAGGUGACUAUUACUGUGCAUAAUUAUUAGGCAACUUAACAAAAAACAAAUAUAUACCCAUUUCAAUUAUUUAUUAUUACCAGUGAAACCAAUAUAACAUCUCAACAUUCACAAAUAUACAUUUCUGACAUUCAAAAACAAAACAAAAACAAAUCAGUGACCAAUAUAGCCACCUUUCUUUGCAAGGACACUCAAAAGCCUGCCAUCCAUGGAUUCUGUCAGUGUUUUGAUCUGUUCACCAUCAACAUUGCGUGCAGCAGCAACCACAGCCUCCCAGACACUGUUCAGAGAGGUGUACUGUUUUCCCUCCUUGUAAAUCUAACAUUUGAUGAUGGACCACAGGUUCUCAAUGGGGUUCAGAUCAGGUGAACAAGGAGGCCAUGUCAUUAGAUUUUCUUCUUUUAUACCCUUUCUUGCCAGCCACGCUGUGGAGUACUUGGACGCGUGUGAUGGAGCAUUGUCCUGCAUGAAAAUCAUGUUUUUCUUGAAGGAUGCAGACUUCUUCCUGUACCACUGCUUGAAGAAGGUGUCUUCCAGGAACUGACAGUAGGACUGGGAGUUGAGCUUGACUCCAUCCUCAACCCGAAAAGGCCCCACAAGCUCAUCUUUGAUGAUACCAGCCCAAACCAGUACUCCACCUCCACCUUGCUGGCGUCUGAGUCGGACUGGAGCUCUCUGCCCUUUACCAAUCCAGCCACGGGCCCAUCCAUCUGGCCCAUCAAGACUCACUCUCAUUUCAUCAGUCCAUAAAACCUUAGAAAAAUCAGUCUUGAGAUAUUUCUUGGCCCAGUCUUGACGUUUCAGCUUGUGUGUCUUGUUCAGUGGUGGUCGUCUUUCAGCCUUUCUUACCUUGGCCAUGUCUCUGAGUAUUGCACACCUUGUGCUUUUGGGCACUCCAGUGAUGUUGCAGCUCUGAAAUAUGGCCAAACUGGUGGCAAGUGGCAUCGUGGCAGCUGCACGCUUGACUUUUCUCAGUUCAUGGGCAGUUAUUUUGCGCCUUGGUUUUUCCACACGCUUCUUGCGACCCUGUUGACUAUUUUGAAUGAAACGCUUGAUUGUUCGAUGAUCACGCUUCAGAAGCUUUGCAAUUUUAAGAGUGCUGCAUCCCUCUGCAAGAUAUCUCACUAUUUUUGACUUUUCUGAGCCUGUCAAGUCCUUCUUUUGACCCAUUUUGCCAAAGGAAAGGAAGUUGCCUAAUAAUUAUGCACACCUGAUAUAGGGUGUUGAUGUCAUUAGACCACACCCCUUCUCAUUACAGAGAUGCACAUCACCUAAUAUGCUUAACUGUUAGUAGGCUUUCGAGCCUAUACAGCUUGGAGUAAGACAACAUGCAUAAAGAGGAUGAUGUGGUCAAAAUACUAAUUUGCCUAAUAAUUCUGCACUCCCUGUAUCUGUUGAAUAAAUCAUUAUCUCCAUCCUUGCUACAUAUAGUAUUGUCAUUAGGCUAUGUAACUUUACAUGCAAUUGACAAAUGAAGUCACAUUUAAGUAACUGUGAUUUUGAUUUACACUUGAUCUGUAAGUAACAUUUUGAAAUCUUGAAACUGAUUUACUACAAACAGAAUAUAGUUGUGCCACUGGAUGUGUUAUUUUUAUUAAUCAAUAGAUGUGGAUACUUAGCUAUUUAUAUUUUUCUGUUGACAACAUGCUGUUCAAUUUAUUAUCAAAAUCAGAAUUGAUAUUUCUAAGCUUGAACUUUAAUCACAAGUAAACAUUUAUGUCUGCCAAAAGGAAGAUGUUGAUAAAAUGAAUAUUGUUAUAUGAAGUAUAUAUGUAUAUUUAACAAAUGCUGGUAUUUCAUAAACCCAUUCAUUUGUAUACUCCCAAAGUGCUAGGGACUUAUUGAUUAUAGCCCGCAGCCCGGAGCGCUGAUUUGUACGUUCCUGAAAAUUCACAGUGAAGCAUAAAAGUAAAUUCAGUGGUUCAUCAGUCACAUACCCAAACAAAAAUCGAGACUAGAUGAAGGGUACAACAGGAAUAAUUUUAUUCAGGCCAGAUGGAAGUCUUUUAUGCAAUUCAUGAAUACAGUAUACACGUCCACAAAAACUCCCACAACACGCCCAUGAAUUUCUGAGUCACAAUGACUCUGCAUAAAACACAAAAUAUAAAAAAUAUAUAUAAAAUACACAUAAAACUUAGAGGAACCCCCAUAAAUAUUAUAUCCACAGAUAGCUUGGAUCUGAGCACCCAAGUUGUCCAAAUAGCGCUCAGAUCCCAUGAAUACAGUCAAAUCGCCACCAGGGUAAAGUUUUGACCGACCGCUCACGAGACACUUGCCCAAAACAGUUCCAAAGUUUCAGUGGCAGCGGUUAGUCAAUUUCGGGAGUUCCAAACCGAACAAAACAACAAAUGGUUCCCCUGGCUCAUAGGUAGCCCCACACAUCCCCUGGUUCGUGUGAAGAAAACUACCGAACAGUGCUCCCCGGGCCUGUCUUUGAAAAGAAGCAGGCAUUUGUGAAGUUGACCAGUGUUCGUGGGAUCGAGUGUACGACUUGGAGUUCCAGACACUCGACCAACUUAUUUAUUUAUUAUUAUUAUUUUUUCCAGAUAAACCCUUUGGUAAAAGAAGAUGAAGGUACUUACCAAUGCCACGCAUCUAAUAUGGUUGGAGAAACAUUUGCUGAUGGAACAAUCAAAGUCACUGAGAACCAUAGUCACCGCAGAGCAAAGAAGAGUAAUCAUGGUAGUUCUGAGAACAAGGACUGAUCAGGUAAUAAUGUAAUGACAUCAGAAUCUAGUUAAAGCUAUGAACAUAUAAAAAAGAACAACCCCCUCCCCCCACACACAAACAUUUUUAUAUGAAACUCACUUUGUGGAUAUGAAGAAAUUGCUUGUAGGCAAAAUUAGACACAUUCUGUCUAAUUUAGAAUAAGGAUCUGUUGAACUUAAAAAAUGAAGGACAACAUAGUUGAAAACACCAUUCCUAUGUUAUUUUGGAUUUAUUUCUACAAGCCAUUGAUCCCAGCUCACUAGGGCAGUAGUUCCCAGCCCAGUUCUCAAAGCACACUGACAGUCCAGGUUUUGUCAGUUUUCUCAUUGGCAUUUCCCGGAAAGACAUAAAUCCUGGACUGUGGUGGGUUUUAAGAACUGAGUUUCAAACCACUGGUCAAGUGAAAAGACAACUUAGCCACAGUUGCAUUCAGUUGGCUUGUUUUCUCUGCUAGAUAUAAGUGAAAGUAAAAUGUAAAUUGACUUCACUUAGUAACAAAACAAUGCUCAAUCAUAAAAUCCAAGAUGCCGAUCAUCUCGGACUUUAUGAUUGAGCACUGUUUUGUUACUAACAAAUGUUACAGGGCUUAGAUCUACAUCUUCUUGCAAAACAUCUAGGUAAUAACCAGUGGUGUAUUCUGGUUUUGUUCUGCCCUAGGCAUAACAAAACUCAGGCACCCUCCCACCCCCUUCCAAAUUUCUCUUCCUGACAGACACACGCCCUCACUGAUGCAUGCACUGACAUACACUCACAAAUACACAGUCAUUGUCACACACAUUGUUUAACCAACACACACUUUCACUGAAACAUACACAUCCACAGACAUACACACUCACUCAUUCACAGUUACAUUCACAGUUACACACACACUCACAUUCACCGACUGACACACAUAUAUACUAACUGACAGAUACGCAUUCACCAAAAGACACAUACUCACUCACCGACAAACACGCAUACACUCUCACUGACAAACACACAUACACACUCACUGACACAUAUAGACUCUCAGUGACAGACACACACUCACUAACACAUACACACUCUAACAGACACACACUAACACACUCACUAACAGACACACCAACACUCACUAACAGACACACUAAAACUCACAGACACACACACUCUCACCAACAGACACAAUAACAGUCACUAACAGACAAACACUAACACACACACUAACAGACUCACACUAACACUCACUAACAGACACAUUCACUAACAGACACACUAACACUCACAGACACACACAUACUGACUAAUAGAAACACUAACAGACAUACACUCACCAACAGACACACACUAACACUCACAAUUGAAAACAAUAAAAAAAAUUAAGUUUCAAUCCACCCAGCCUCCUACCUUUUGGAGUGUUAGAGAGGAUUUUUCCCUGUGGUCCAGUGGGGCUGGCUGCAGCUUGGCAGUCAGGCCAAGCCUCAGGCGGCGCAGCACUGCUGUAUGGAGGGCGGCUGGAUUUGAGUGACCGGCAGGAGGGAAUCGCAGAGUGCUCCCUCCUGCCGGUCUCUCAAUGUAGCAUGGGAAGUGCUGAAGGGAAGUGCUCACAGAAGUUCCUGUCCUGCGUUCCACGCCGCCCGGCAACGCUACAUAGGCAGGAAGGAAGAGGAGGGUAAGGACCACUAGGGGGGGUAAGGACCACUAGGGGAGGGGGGGUGGUAAGGAUCACUAGGGGAGGGGGGUGAUGACCACUAGAGGAUGGGAGGUAAGGACCACUAGGGGAGGGGGUUGGGUAAGGACCACAAGGGGAGGGGGGGUAAGGACCACUAGGGGAGGGGAAGGGGGUGAGUAAGGACUACUACAGGAGUUGGAGGGGGGGUAAGGAUCACAGGGGGAGGGGUAGUAAGGACCACAGUGGGAGGGGGAGUCAGUGGCGGAUCCAGAGCCUGAUCUCGGGAGGGGCACAAUAAAAUAAUCCAGACACAAUAACCACUACAGCUCAGUGUAGUAGUUAUGGUGCCAGUAGUGCCAGGAUCCCAUCCCAGAGUAAGUAGUCAAACCGUUUAAGAACAGUUUGACAACUUACCUGGGGUCUGCUGGGAUAUAGGGCAUAGGAGCAGUGGUAUGUGUUAGGGGUGAAGUGUGUAUUAAAGGUGCAGUGUGUGUGUGAGCGGUGAAGUGUGUGCGUGAGGGUGGCAGUGUAUGUCAGGGUUGCAGUGUGUGUGUUAGGGGGCAGUGUAUGUGUGGUGCAGUGUGUAUGUGAGGGGGCAGUGUGUGUGAGAGUUGCAGUGUAUGUGUGUUUGGGGCAGUGUGUGUAUGGGGGGGCACUGUAUGUGUGUGUGGGGCAGUGUGUGUAUGGGGGGCACUGUAUGUGUGUGUGGGGCAGUGUGUGUAUGGGGAGGCACUGUAUGUAUGUGUGGGGCAAUGUGUGUAUGGGGGCAGUGUGUGUAUGGGGCAAUGUGUGUAUGGGGCAAUGUAUGUGUAUGGGGCAAUGUGUGUAUGGGGUAGUGUAAAUAGGGGCACUGUGUGUAUGUGGGGGCAAUGUGUAUGGGGAAUGUGGGGCAGUGUGUGUAUGGGGUGGGUGUGGGGACAGUGUGUGGGGGUGUGUAUGUGUGUGUGUGUAUGUGUGUGUAUUGGGGCAGUGUGUAUGGGGUGUGUGUGUACAGUGUGUGUAUGGGGGGCAGUGUAUGUAUGUGUGGGGCAAUGUGUGUAUGGGGGACAGUGUGUGUAUGGGGCAAUGUGUGUGUAUGGGGCAAUGUGUGUGUAUGGGGCAAUGUGUGUGUAUGGGCAAUGUGUGUAUGGGGCAAUGUGUGCAUGGGGCAGUGUGUGUAUGGGGCAAUGUGUGUGUAUGGGGCAAUGUGUGUAUGGGGGCAGUGUCUGUAUGGGGGGCAGUGUGUGUAUGGGGGGCAAUGUGUGUGGGGGAGAAAUGUGUCUAUGGGUGUGCAGUGUUUGUAUGGGGGGAAGGAGAGUAGGGAGGCUUUUUAAUAUAUUUUUUAAAAUUUUUAUUUAAUAAAAUUAAUAUAAUUAUGUCCCCCCUCCCUGUUACCUUUAUUGAGGAGGAGGGGGGACAUUUCUCCAUCCCUGGUAAUCUGGUGGGGAUUCCCUGGUGGUCCCAGUGGUGGUGAGGUGAACUCUAGCCCUUUGCUCCAGGGCUAGAGUUCACUCUCUCGAGAUUUGGAGUGUUGCCGCGGCAACGCCCCAUGCUCACGAGAGUAGGACCUGGAGGAACUGCAGGUAAGAGCUCCUGGGUCCUCUCUCCUCUCUCUCCCUCCCCUGCCGGCUGUCAGCAAUGUGCCUGCAGACUGAGGAGGGAGAUUUCUGCUCUCCCUCCCAGAUCCGCAGGCACAUUGCAGGGCUGGCACUUGGACAAUGCCAGUCCUGCAUUAGCUGGCAGGGGAGAGCCUCGGGGGGGAGGGGGGGUGGCAUUGGCCCUGUUGCCCCCCCCUGGAUCUGCUAGUGGGGCGAGUAAGGACCACUGGGGGAGGAGAGGGAGGAGGGGAGUAAGGACCACUGAAGGAGGGGAGGUAAGGACCUAUGAGGAGGGGGGAGGUCCACCAAGGGGUUUGGGAGAGAGAAGACCACUAAGGGGGGGAGGAGGGAGGACCACUAAGGAGAGGGGAGGAGGGUAAGGACCACUAAGGGGAGGAUAAUGACCACUAAGGGGGGAUUACCACUAAGGGGGUGGGGGGAGGAGGGGAAGGUCUACUAAGGCGUUUGGGAGAGGGAGGACCACUAAGGGGUCUGGGAGAGGGAGGACCACUAAGGGGAGGGAUGGAGGACCACUAAGGGGGAGAGGGGGGAGUGAGAAGACCACCAAGGGGGGACUGCAGAGGGACAGGGGGCCAUCGGAGAGCACUAAAGGACAGAAGGGGAGAACACGGAGGGACAGGAAGGAAGGGGAAAUCAAUAAUUGACAGGAGGGGAGAGCACUAUGACAUUUUUUUUAAAAAUAAAGAGCUGCUCCCCUCUCAGUCCCUAUCCUACCCCACAAACCCUCUCUUUUACAUUACACACAUACACAAUGCAUCCCCGCACACACACAGAAACAUACAAUGCAUUCCUACUCACACACAGACACACCUGAAACACACAAUGCAUCCCUUACGUUCACACAAACACUCAUUCUCUUACACACAGAAACAAAAUGCAUCUCUUACACAAUCAAUGCACCCCUUACAGACACACACUGCAUUCAAUUACAUACACAGAAACACAUCUUGCACUCCUUGCACACACACCCAGAAACAUACAAUGCAUUCCUUACACGCAAACACACACUGCAUCCACUAUACACACACUACAUCCCUUACACAAAUUGGUAUCCCUAUACACUACAUUCUAUAAGAACACACACAUUGCAUCCUUUACAAAAACACAUAAAACAUCCCCUAACCACAUACUCACUUCCUGUGAGAGAACUCAUGGGUGGGCCAUGUAGGUGGAUUUAUGGGUGGGCAUUGUAGGCAUACUCACGGUCAAGCCUUGGGGGCCCAGACCUUGAGCUGUGUAAGGGCCCUAAAAAAUGGAGCUGCUUCCUGUUAGUUAAUUGUUGUGAGCACUGUUAAAAACAGUCUCCAGAGAUCCUCUUCUACACCAGACCUGUGGAGCCAGACUGAGCCCAUCAUCAGCCUGUUGUCCUCAUCUGGUGGUAAGUAGGCAAUCCAAUAUAUUAUUAGUGGCACUAAUCUCUAAUUUACCUCACAUUAAAUGGAUAAAUAGUCACCAGAAGCACUACAGCAUAAUGUAGUGGUUAUGGUGUCUAUAGCCUGUGCCUGUAGGCUUUUUAAUGUAAACACACUGUCUUUUCAGAUAAAAGACGCUUAGUGAAGACUGGCGUUGGCCCAUAUGGAAGAGCAUAUGGGCGGGGCAUUGUGAUGUCACAUGGUGAGCAGGACAUAUGGGGGGGCGGCAAAUAUUUUUUUGCCUAGAGCGGCAAAAAUCCUUGCACGGGCCCUGAUACCGGGGCCUGGGUGAUGUCAUAUUCCGGCUCCGGCAUCACUGUGGUGCGCGCAAGGGAGAUGAGCAGGGAAGAACUCCUGGGAAGAGAGCUCCCUCGCCGCCCGCCUGAAACAUGAGCACAUGCCAGCCUUGGGGGAGCCUUAAGGUGACCAGCUGGCCAGCUCCUGGGCCCCCCAGGACAAGAGGCUGGCAGGGCAUUUGCCAGGGCGCAAAUGCCUUGUCAGCUUCGCGGUAAAUACACCGCUGGUAACAAAAAGGGUAGAAAUGAUAGUGAUGCUCAGUGGCAGACAAUUUACCCAACCAGCAAUAUAUGCUAUUCAAAUAUAUGGUUUAUAGUAUUAAACAAGGUCUACAACUCCAAUAUGCAGUCAUUUGGAUUUUUUUUACUAAGCAGGGAACUGCGGAGAACCAGGCUUGCUAUUAGGGGGCAGCACUUUGGUAAGGGGUGUUUGCUAGCAUCCCAUAAUGCUAUGUGGUCCACUUAUGGAGAUAGAAAUGUCUUUGCCAAUUGGAUUGCAUUGAAGAUCUGUCAAUGAGUGAGCCCUUUAACUGACUGCACUGACAGCUCCCCUUGCACUAGUGGGAGAAUAUUCUUCCCAAUGAAUAGGAUGCUCAGAGCGGGAUUAAGAUCUCACAGGGCCCUAGGCAGGUUACAAGAUUGGCGGUUCUCCUUCAUUCUUCACAUAGCGAAUGGUUAAUGAGGCCAAGCUAAUUCAUAGUUCCUGGAGAGUGUAUUUUAUACAUUUUAAUGCGCUUGUGUCUGGCAGGUUGUAUCUAUAUGUGUUUGCCUGCAUGUAUCUGUGUGUAUUUGUCUGGCAGGAUGUAUCUGUGUGCAUGUAUGUCAGUGUGUGUCUGACAAUCUGUAACUGUGUGUUUGGCAGUGUGUAUAUGUAUGUGGUGAGGAAUGUAUGUCUGUGCUUGUGUCUGGCAGUAUGCAUCUGUAUGGGUGUCUAGCAAUGUGUUUUGUGUGGCAGGUUGUAUCUGUCAGUGUGCUUGUGUUGGAAAAACAUAUGUAUGUGUACUGGUGUAUGCAUAUCUACAUGUGUGGGAAUGUGUGUGUCUUUGUGAGUAUGUAUCUUUGUAUAAGGUGAUUUUGUAAAGGGGCUCAAUAUUUCUGAUGGAUAAUCAGAUAACAUAAGAGCGUCUGAAUUUAGUAAAAAGCCACGAACAUUUAAAAUAAAAUAUUUUUAAUAUGUAAUUAAAUGGAAAAUCACUCUUUGUGGGUGUAAAUUAAUUUGUGUCAUACUAGUUUAAAACAGCUUGCAGGGACCCUCCCUCAUUUAUGUUUGAUGUAGUUGUGCAAUGCUUUCCAGCCCAGUCCUCAACAGUCCAAGUUGUAAUUUUUGGAUUGCAAUCUCACUGAUAAAACUCAUUCAGUUCUAGUUGAUAAUCAGAAAACAUUAUUGGUGGAAUACUGAUCUCAUUUUAAUGCACCCAAAUAUUAUUAAUUCAGUUAUAAUCAACCAAUUGUAAGUGGACAUUUUUUAAUAUAUUACAGCUACAAAAAUUGCCAAUGGGUGAUUGACUAGAACUGCACAAGACAAUUUCAUGAAGAUUAGUUGGUUAUAAUUAAGUCUUAGUAUAUUUGUGAUGGAUUGAUUUAGCACCCUUGAUAUUGCCGGUUACUUUAGGAAUGCUAAAUUAAUUCGUGUAACCAUUUUCAGAUUUUCUUUCAUUAUUUGGGAUAUUCUUUAAAACUGUGAAUUAUGAAAAAUUUACAAGAUUGUUGAAAAUAAAAAUAAUUUCCAACUCUAUUAUUAGUUCAUAUUUACUAUUUUGGCCCAAAAUUGCAAUUCUUAUCAGUUUUGCACAAUUCAACAUAUAGUGAAUAAACUACUAAAGAAUUCAUUCUCAAAAUAGUAAACCAUUCUUUGACAGCAAAUGUGUGACAUAUGUGACAGAAAUAUAGGAACACUUUGAAAAAUAAGAAAAUCUAAAAGCUGUGCUGUUGCAGCCAAACUGUUUUGCCCUAAACUACCCAACAGUUUUUUUCAGCUUGCUAUUUACUGAAGAAAUCACGAUUACUAAAUACAGUUACAUAAUUCAUACUCUAAUUCUUCUUCUUCUUUUUUUUUUUUUUGUACAGAAAUGAAGAGGCUGUCUGGAUGCGGAAUGCUUUUCAUUGCUUUCUUAAUUAUGUAAAAAUUGUAGUAAAUACUUUUAUAUAGCAACAAUGAUGUUUUUGUACAUGCUGUAAACCAGACAAAGCAGAGGCAUUAUUUAAUGAUGUUUCUAAACUGCAGUAGAUUAUGUAAAUAGUCCUAAUUUUCAAACAAAUAAAAUGGCGAUGCGUGCGUUUUUUGUUGAAGCUGAGAUAAUAGCAAAACUCUUACUUGCUCUGCUAAAUGCCCAUUUUACAAUAAGUUAAAAAAAUUCCUUACUAUUUAUUGUGAAUAUUAUUUAGCAUACACAUCUUAAAUCUAAUUUUUCUUUGCCAGAGCUGAAGGGUUCUGUUGGCCAUCCAAAGAGUUUACCUGUUGAUCUGUCAUACUAGUAGUCCAAAAGGGUUCAAUACAUGUGCUCACUACUAUGCAAUGCUGAGCAUGCAUAAGUACAUUUUAAAGGUUCAUUCAAAACUUCAAGUGGCUGCCAUCUUUAAUUUGUACUUAAAGUUAAAAAAUAAAUAAAAAAAUUAACAAUAAUUUAAAAAAAAACUACUCACCUGCAGUUAUUGUAAAUGCAAUUCUUUAGAAAUCCAGUUGCAAUCUCCUGGCCCAGUGCAUAUUAUCAACGGUUAAUAUAUUAUAGGGAUAAGCCCUAAUAUGCCUGGGUUUUUCCUGCCCCAAUACAAAUAUGUAGGUGCCAGGACACUUGGUAUCUCUAGGCUACGUUAUCCCAUCACUGCCUCACAGACAGCCCACCGGGUGGAAGAAAAGAAUAAACUAUACACUGGUAUUAUUACUGUCACAAAUCAGGUCACUCCAGAUAUGCAUGUGACUUGCUUAAGUGGGUGGAAGGAAUAAUAUAAAUCACCCCUUUACUGCAAUAGAUGAUUGCAAUAAUAAAAAUCACCCCAUAUAAUGAUAUAAUAAUCAAUUUUAACACCACAAUUAUAGUAUCUUCCCACUAAAACUAUUUCAAAAUGGGGAGUCCUAGGUUACCAUAACCCAACCAAAUUAGAUUGAAAGCCAACAAAAACAUUUUUGCAAAAAUAUCUAUGAAACCACAGUACUAUUAUACAAGUCUCUUCGAGUAACAUGGUUCUUGUACCAGUCAAGAGCAAAAUAUUUAUUAUAAACAACAAAUAGUCACAGUGCAUACAAAUAUAAUUAUAUUCCAAGCAAAUUGAGAAAAUUAAUAGGAAAUCCCUAAUACUCAAUUUAUGAGCGAAGUACCAGUCUCGAGAGAGCUUUUGGUAAUGAAAUGGCAAUCUACUGCAAAUGCAAUUUGGCUCUCAGAAUGGAUUACAAAGUUUUUUUUAGGUUUCAUCAGAGAUUGUAUAGACUUUGUCUGGCUCAGCUCAGAAUAUAAGAUGGCCACCCUACAAUUAAUGUAUUUCAAACCUGUUUGGGAUUGUACAAUCCAACAUACUUAGAUACAUAUACUCCCAGACCCGUUGUUAGAUUAGCUCUGUGAUACAAGAUAAUUAAUUUGAGACCAAGCCUGAAAAUUAUUUCAUACAUAAUACCUCAAAAUAAAAUAGCAUCUAAAAUCACUCACCAAACUUUAAGUGAAUGACCCUUCAUUGAACUUACAAUAAGCAUUGCAAGUGUUGUGUUGUUCCUCAAUCCCUCUCCAACAUAUUAGAUAAGGUUUCAGUAAUAAAUAGCAUCCAACCUUAGAACAAGAUACCUUUGGAAAUACCUCCAAACCAUUUGAUUUACAAACCGGAAAAUAAAACGUGCCUGCCUUGCUGUCCAUAUCAGGGGAUCUUUCAAAUGUCACCAGCAAGAUUAGCCUGUUAUUAUUGGUGUACAAUAGAAACCAAUUUAAUUUCUCCCGUUCUUAAUUAUGAUAUGCUAAAGUUUUGGCAGUUAUUAAACUGCUUAUUUGCCAUAUCUUCACUGCAAUGCCAAUUUCUAAUGAGCUAAGCUCAAGUAAAUUGCUGAGUAGAGAGUGCAAAGGUAAUGGCUCUCCCAAGCAUGCCAAAACAAGGUAUCACACAGUUUAAAUGAAGAGACAAGCAAAUAUCUCCCUUAUGAUAUAUAACAUAUUUAUCUUUUUUCAUAUAACUAUUGUUCUCCAUUUUGUUUGUUCCAUUGGCACUCUUCUAAAUAUAUUUACACAAAACUUGUGAAUGUAUUCAAGCUGGAAAAACAAUAUUAGAGAAAUUUCUUUAUUUCACAGGAUAAAAAAGAAUGAGUGAUGAACUAUAUUCAGUGUUAAUAAAAAGAGGAACAUUACCUCCAGGCAUAUACUGUCAUUUUAGUUUGAAAAGGCCCAUGGGAGUUUUAGUUUUCUAACAGCUGGUCCAGUAUUGGAAACCACUGUUCUAGAAAAUUUAAGCUGGAAUGUGCAGUGGACCUUUAGUUAAUAUGCUAAUUAUAUGUUUAAUUAAUAUGCUAAUUAUAUGCUUAUUAUAUGUUAAUUAUUUGCUGUGCAUGCACACUAGUAUACCAAUGCUUCUCUAUGGGGAAGUUUUGGAUAGGCUGAGAUAACCUCAAGCAAGGAGGUAGGAUCAGCAGCAAGACAAAUAGUGCUGCAAGGGAUAAAAGUUUAAUAAAUAUGUUUUUUUUUUUUUUUUACUUAACAUAUUUUUGCAGUAAGUAGGAGUUUAUAGCAUUAGAAAUACAAAUUUGUAUUCCUAACGCUAUAGUGUUCGUUUAACUAUGGCAAUACUUUUAUAAUUUAAAGUUAUAUACUUUUCCUGAAUGAUUUAAUAUUUGUUGAUAAACUUUUAAAAAGAUUUAAAAUUGUGCAACAUAUUUUAAUUUUGUAAAAUUUUGACUUUUUAGUUAUAAAUUAAAAGUUUUUUAUAUGUUGAAAACAUUAUUUAAAAAGUUUAUCUAAAAACAAAUCAUUUGGAAAGCUUAUCUAAAAAUAUUAAAUCAGGGCCUUAGCUCU
Pelobates cultripes (western spadefoot toad) is the source of this 40958-nucleotide messenger RNA. The record is from the annotation of a GenBank genome assembly. NCBI's taxonomy places the organism in Eukaryota, Metazoa, Chordata, Amphibia, Anura, Pelobatidae.